AUGGUUGCGGGCUAUAAGGAGGCCAAGAGCGGUGCUGACAAGCUAGAAAGACAAAUUGAAGAACUUCAAAAGCAGCUGGCUAGGCUGAGGGAGAGGCAAAACAAACUUGGAGCUGGACUGGGCACUAAGACUAAGGUCACUUUUCUUGUGCAAAACAUGGUUGCAGCUUCUAGGCCAGCAUUGGAGAUUGCAGAGGCCUCUCUUCAUUAA
Messenger RNA from Prunus armeniaca (apricot), 210 nucleotides. The record is from the annotation of a GenBank genome assembly. Lineage: Eukaryota; Viridiplantae; Streptophyta; Magnoliopsida; Rosales; Rosaceae.